This is a messenger RNA of Trifolium pratense (red clover), 1259 nucleotides long. Its product is annotated as rhodanese-like domain-containing protein 10. The record is from RefSeq and is a predicted model, not a curated record. Lineage: Eukaryota; Viridiplantae; Streptophyta; Magnoliopsida; Fabales; Fabaceae. Gene Ontology annotation, cellular component: chloroplast.
AAUCUUCUUAGAUAUAUUUAGAUAGAUUGAUAAAAAAGCAAGUAGCAAACAGACAAAAAAGAAAGCUCACAAAGCCAAUGUGUAUGGUUCUUAAUGGUAAUGUUUCUCAUCAUCCAAAACAGUUCAAUCAAAUCCUUCAUAGCAUCACAAUAUGGCAACCAAUUUGAACAAUCUAUUCAAAACUUCAAUUCUAAAUCACAAGACAAACCAAAAGAACAACCUUUUCACUACAACCACACAAAAAACCACAAGAUUUCAAGUUACUAUCAAUGCUACAUCCAAUAAAAAAAGUGCUAAACAACUCAUAGAAUCUGGUUCAAUAAGAACAAUUUUACCAAAAGAUGCUUCCACAGCUAUGAACUCAGAAGGUUUCAUUCUCCUUGAUGUUAGACCAAAUUGGGAGAGAGAAAAGGCACGUGUGAAAGGGUCAUUGCAUGUGCCAAUGUUUGUUGAAGAUAAGGAUAAUGGUCCUUUAACUUUGCUUAAGAAAUGGGUUCAUUUUGGUUAUAUUGGUGCUUGGACUGGUCAAUAUCUCACCACUUUUAAUUCUGAAUUUCUUAGUCAAGUGGAAAAUGUUGUUCCUGGUAAAGAUAGCAAGAUUCUUGUUGCAUGUGGUGAAGGAUUAAGGUCACUAACAGCAACUUCAAAGCUGUAUAAUGGAGGCUACAAAAACAUUGGAUGGUUAGUUGGAGGUUUUAAUCGUUCACAAGACAAUGAUUUCUCAGAAAUAGAAGGAAAAGAGAAGUUGAAGUAUGCUACAAUUGGGAGCCUCUUACUUCUUCCUUCAAUUACUCAUACUUCUCCAGACAGUGAGUAAAUAGUUAGUAUUUUGGUCUCUAAAUGUGUUAUGCAGUGUUGGUAUAGUCUCUGAAUGAAUGUAUCGAAACUUAAAAAAUAUCUCUAAAUGUGUUUUCUGGAUGAACUGACAAAUAAAAGACACAUUUCAUGAUUAAAAGAACUGGCAAAAAACACAUUUGAUGAUAUUUAUUUAGAGAUUAUAAUGACACUAUUAGACAUAUUUAAAGACUAUUGGUAUAUCUUUUUGAUAAUAUUCUUGAAUUUGUACACUAUUGAACUUGUAAGACUCUAUGACCUUGUUGUAUUUUGAUUAAAAAAAAUAAACUUCCUAGUUGGGCCGCUCAGACUUGUUGUAAUCAGGAUUAGCUGGUUGCUACUGACGCCUGACAAAGACUUGUGCACCCCCUGUAUAGGUCCAGUUUGGGAACGGAAAUAAGUCCCCGUCACUUUCUUUUUUACCA